ACAACAAUUUGCAAAAUUCGCGUAUCGCGAUGGUCCGCCGAUCAAAAUUUCGUUUUAAUUCAAUUAAAUUUCGUCAAACGGUUAUCGCUACGUAAUUGUUUAUCAUAAUGUACAUUUAAUGUGCUGCUGCACAUUUUGCGUUAAACCGAUUAUUUUUAUUUUCUGUUCUUUUACUAUUCCUUUUACAAAAUAACACCAACAAAAUGAUGCAACAGUACAUAAAAGAAAUGGAACAGGAUCCAUACGAUCCUGAUGAAUUUGUAGAACGUCUAGCUUAUCGUGUGUAUGGAAACAGUGCUGACAGUGAUAAUGCAGUAGUAGACGAUGUUCAGGAUACAUUUGUUCAAGCAAUUAAAGACUUGAAGUUUUUACAAGAACGUCAGAAAAGAAAAUGUGAAAAAUUAGAACAAGUUUGUAGAGAAAAAGAAGCUUUGUAUUCAGUACAAAUUCAAAAUCUUCAAGAACAAAAUAAGACUGGAAUAUCAAUUUUUCAAAAUUUAGAUGAACGAAUAAAUUAUGUAGCCACGAAAGUUAUUCAUGUUGGAGAUCAACUAGAAUCAAUUAAUACACCACGUUCAAGAGCUGUACAAGUUCAUAAACUUAUUGGAUAUUUAGAAGAGUUUAUGUCUGCCGGUCCACUAUCCAUUGAUAUUUUUAAUGAUCCAACAAAGAUUGAUGAUGCAGCUGAUGUGAUCCAAAAAUUAUUUCCUAUAGCUCAAGAGCUUCCUCCAGGCAAAUUUGAGGAAGCCAAAAUGAAAAUAAUUAAAAAAUAUGAUGAAAUUGAGCGUAUGUUAAUUGAAGAAUUUAUUAAAAACCACUCCCGAAAAAAUGUGGUGCGAAUGAAUGAAAUUGCAGCAAUAUUAACUCAUUUCAAAGGUUAUUCUCAAUGUGUGGAUGCAUUUAUUGAAUACAGCCAAGCGAACUCACUUUCAGGAAAAAAUCUGUUUGCUGAUAUUAUUCCUGUCUGUGAAAACAACCUGAAAAUUAUUGAAGCUGUAUUUACUAAUCCUGAUCAAGUUAUGGCCAAAUUUAUUUUAAAUAUUUAUCAACUAAAAUUGCAAAACCAUAUAAUUACAGUAUUAUCUGAAGUUAAAGAUACAGCAAACUAUUUAGAAAAGCUAUCUCAGUUGUACAAACAAACAUCAAUAUUAUCUAAAAAUCUUUCACGCUUAAAUAUGGGAAACGAUGAUAUGUUCCUAAAUAAAAUGCAAAAGAAUAUAUUUCAAAAAUAUCUGGAUUCAUACUUCAUUUCUGAACUGAAAAAUCUUAAAGAAAAAUGUUUAAUCAUUUUACAAAGAUUUUAUGAAUCUAAAGGACACCAGAAAAAACAAAUUCAAGCUGGCGGAUUUCAAGAACUGCGCAGAGAUUUACAAACAGUCAUUAGUACCCGUACAAAUUUUAAUAUAAUGCAUAUUGAAGAUUAUGGUGGUGAAACAUUUUUAUCAGAAUAUGUGGCUACUUCUCUUAUUCAAGAAUUUAAUCAAGCAUUGGAUAGGUGUUGUACGUUAUCUUCAUCAUCUGAUAUCCCUUCAAAUAGUUAUCAAAUUUUUGAAAUCUUAACAUCUUACUUGAUUGAAGAUUAUGUUGAUUAUGGCUUAGAAUUAGCUGUACAGUCUGUACCUAUCCCAGAAGCGAAGACUCAUGAUCCACCAAAUGUUUACUUUUUUGAAGUCAUAAAACAAGUCAAUGCAAUCAUUUUGUUAUUUGAAAACCAGCUAUCAGAUACUUUAGUCCCUUUAAUUAUUACAACUCCUAAAUAUUCGCAAUGCAUUAGCUUUAAGAAAAAGAAAUUGGAACAAAUAGAAUCAAAAAUUGAUUUUGGUCUGGAUAGAUCUUUAAAUGCUAUCACUGGUUGGAUAAAGAUUUGUCUAUCUUCUGAACAAAAAAAGUCAGAUUUUAAACCAGAGACAGAUGUAGACACAAUGACAUCAGUAGCUUGUAGAUCUGUUGUUCAGUAUUUGAGUAGUAGCAUAAAACACAUACGUCAAUGUUUGGAUGCCAAAAAUGCUGAUCUUGUUUUAGCAGAACUCGGUAUCAGAUUCCAUCGUAUUAUUUAUGAACAUUUGUUACAAUAUACUUAUAACUCUGCUGGUGCCAUGUGUGCAAUAUGUGAUAUGAAUGAAUAUAGAAGAUGCGUUAAAGAUUUAGGUUCACCAUUAGUGAUUGAUUUAUUUGAUACUUUACACGCUCUAUGUAAUUUGCUACUUGUAAAACACGAGAACUUAAAACAAGUGUGUUAUGGUGAAACAUUGGUGGGUUUGGAUCAUUCAAUAUUGAGCAAUUUUAUUCAACUUCGUACAGAUUUUAAAUCUCAAAAGUUGGCUGCAUUAUUAAAAAAUUUAACAUCUAGAUGAUGCAUAACAACUAAUCGUCAUAGUGCAUAACUCCAUUUUUAUGAAGUUACUUACACUAAAUGUAUUGACUGAAUGAAAGUAAUUUUGUGUUAAUAUAUUAUUAAGUACAAUUUAUUUUGUUACUAUGUUAAAACGUUUUAAAUUUUUAUAUAAAUGUAAUAUAAUAUACCUACAUAAAUUAAUUUAUUAUUGGAUAGUGGUUCAUCGGAUUAAAUUUUCAAUGAAAUCUCAUUUAAAAUUGUAAUACAAAAUGUUUUUGAGGUAUAUGUAAAUUUUAAUAUAUCCGUUGAGCAAUAAUAACAUGUAUCAUAUUAUUAUGUGCGUUCAUUAGUAUUUACUAUUUACUAUAGUGCCAUUUAUAUUAUACUACAUAUUUUUCAUUUAAUAUUUUUAAUGUUUUUGUACGAUUAAACAUGUUAAUUAUUUAUACAAAUUACUUUGAAUAUGAAUCUUUAAAUGUUUUAUUAACCAGGUACAUUUAAUGCCAAAUAAAUGUUUUAUGUAACUAAUAAAACACAUACCAAUUGUAUACACCAACUAACAAAUAAUAUGUAAUUACAGCAUUAUAAUAAAUUAUUGCACACUA
Molecule: messenger RNA, 2940 nt
Organism: Aphis gossypii (cotton aphid)
Lineage: Eukaryota; Metazoa; Arthropoda; Insecta; Hemiptera; Aphididae
Gene: Sec10
Product: exocyst complex component 5
Exons: 17
Coding region: 204-2354 (716 amino acids)
Biological process (GO): exocytosis; Golgi to plasma membrane transport
Cellular component (GO): cytoplasm; exocyst
Source: RefSeq, a predicted model, not a curated record